CGGCCGUGUCCGUUUCCUCCCCGCCCUCGCCCGCCCGCCCCGCCGUUCCUUCUCCCUCCCCCUUCGCCGAUGCGGCCGGCCCCCAAACCCUAGCCCGAUCCCAAUGGUGACUCCCCGCACGGGGGCCGGGCCGCCGGUCACCGGCGACCGCUACCUCGACCUGCUUGUGCGCUUCGUGGCCCGCCACGCGGGCGAGCUGCUCGACGGCUCCGUCACCCUGCGCCUCCACCCGGUGGGGCUCCACUACGUCGCCUCCCGCCUCGAGGCGCUGCGCGAGCUGGAGGCCGUCGGCGCGGGAGCGCCCGUCGACUACCUCCGCGCCUACGUCGCCGACCUCGGGGAUCACCGCGCGCUCGAGCAGCUCCGCCGGAUCCUUCGCCUCCUCACGUCGCUCAAGGUCAUCGCACCCGGGCCAGGGCGCGACCCGGCGCCGCUCUCUCUCCUACCGUUUGCGCACCUUCGUGUGCUCGAGCUGAGGGGGUGCGACCUCUCCACCUCCGCAGCCAGGGGCCUGCUCGACCUCCGUCACACCCUCGAGAAGCUCGUCUGCUACAAUUCCACGGAUGCUCUUAGGCAUUUAUUCGUGAGUAGAGUCGUGGAUAUCAAGGACUCUCCUGUUUGGAGUCGGCUCUCAUAUGUCUCGUGUGCUUCUAAUGGUCUGGUACUCAUGGACGAGUCGUUGCAAUUAUUACCUGCAGUUGAAACCCUUGACCUUAGUCGGAACCAGUUUGCAAAGGUAGAUAAUCUGCGGAAAUGUACAAAGUUGAGAAAUCUGGAUCUUGGAUUUAAUCAUUUGCGUUCUAUAUCAUACUUGAGUGAGGUUCAUAGUCGAGUUGGUAAACUUGUACUAAGAAACAAUGCUUUAACUACAAUACGUGGGAUCGAAAAUCUCAAGUCACUUGUGGGCCUUGAUCUGUCUUAUAAUAUCAUAUCAAACUUCUCAGAAUUGGAAAUUCUUGGCAGCCUAUCUUUGCUAGAGAACCUAUGGUUAGAAGGCAAUCCAAUCUGCUGCGCUCGGUGGUAUCGAGCACAUGUUUUUAGUUUUUUCCAUAAUUCAGAAAAUUUGAAGUUAGAUGAUAAAGGCAUGAACACACAAGAAUACUGGGAAAAACAAGUAAUGUUUUCAAGCAGACAGAAACAACCAGCUGGUUACGGAUUUUAUUUUCCUGCAAAAGAUGACUGUGAGGAUGAAGACACUUCUAAAUCUAUGAUGGUAUUGAAAAAGAUUUCUCGACUUGCCUGUAUUGUGGAGGAAGAGAGAAGCCUGUGUGAUGAAGGUGUGGACCUGCAGUCUACCCCUCGUGAUAGUGAUAGUUCCAAGAAGGAUGAAGUUUCAGCUGCUGAUGGUGAUAUACAAAUUACUUCUUUGAUAAGUACAGCCGAAUUGAUGAAGAAAGAAAGAUCGACUGUUUGGCUGCGUGAAUUUAAGGAGUGGAUGGAUGAAAAUACGGAUAAUAACACAGAAGGUGACAGACUUUAUGCUGAUUUCACUAACAAAAACAGAAGGCAGAAGAGACAAAACGGAAGGCAAAAAUCACACAUGAAAAGGUCAAAGAGCGUCACAGAUCUGGCACAGACAUCAGAAGGUGGUAGCAGCUCAAACCUUUUGGAGUCUGAUUUGUCUUUCACAGAUGGUGCAUGCAAUGGUGUCACUACUGAAUCCCCAAUUGAAGUGAAUGCUGAACCCGAUCAUUUAAGGGUGCACUUGAAUUCUGUCCAACAGCUUCCUCCACUAGAAUUUGUAGGCACUUCACAUUCAGAUUCUUUUUCCGAGUUGGAAGAUGGUUCUAAUAUUUUGCAUGCAAAUGGAACACCCUCUCAUGCAAUGAGCAAGUUGAUAGGGCCAAGUCCAUCAUUUGCAUAUCCUAGUCCACAAUCACCCCCACAAUACAAGGAGGACAUUCUGCGUCGCAGGCUUUUUCUGGAGGAAGAAUUUUUGCAGAGUUCAGGAGAUUUCCAGUGUGUUGGUUCUCUUGGUAGUGGUAGCAGCUGCAGUGAUGACUCUUCAGGUGAUUUAUGUUCAUGCAAUUCGGAAGAUGAUUGUGUAGCAAUUCAAACAAAAAUGGAGCUAGCCCUCAAUGAUCAGAUGGCUUCAUUUCCUUAUGCGGAUAGUGAUCAUGAGGAAAAGGAUGGUGAGGAAUAUUUAUCACAGGUGGGAAGUUUGUCUGACAGUUCAGCAGAAGAUGACCCAACUUACACAGAUGCCAUAGAGUUUGGCACAAAGGAGCUACAUGAUAGGAAGCAGAUGAAUGGGCAUGUAGGUCAGCAUUCAGGCCAUUUGGGUAGACAAAAUGGUAAGCAGAAGUUUAAGAGGCGGAUAGUUCCAAUUUUCAAGAAUCAGAAUGGCAGUAAACUAGAAUUUCUGAAGACUAAUGGAGAUGAGAUGGAUGAGGAGGUUUCAGUGGGCGAAAAUGGUCAUUUGAGAUAUGACCUAAAAAGUACUACUUGCAAGGAUCAACACUCAGAAAAACAUAUUUCAAGUAUCCUACACAAGGAUAACUUGUCUAUUGGUGCCGAUACAGUUUCUUCUAAUACUCGUAGGGGUAAAUACAAGCUUAUAGAGGAUUUCUUCAAUGUGGAAGUUGCUAACAAGGAAGAGUCUGAAAUAUGUGAACAAGGAGCUCGUUGUGGAUAUAUGUUUCAAGAUGGAAGCGAUUUAGUUCAAAGAGAAGUAGCCUUGUUGCGAAGUUCUCAAAACAAGUUGUAUGUUCUGCUGGUUGAUAUGGCUCAAGAUGAACGAGAAAUUAUGCCAAGAGUUUUGGGCUGCUAUAGGCUUGAACAUCUAGAGAAAGUUUUGAUUGGGUUGGGUCUACAAGUUCUAAGGAUGCACAUGACAGAUCAUACAGCUCAUCUAUUCCUGGCACGUACUCCCAAGGAAGCACAAGAUGUACUUUGGCUCUUAAAUCUGUUCAGCUUUCCGCAGUUAACCAAUGGGGUAUCUUUGCAAAGUUGGGAGAAGAUCCAAAUUAAAUCGCUCGAGAAAUGUAUAUGUGCAAGUAUGAAGAUGGGAAUAUUUUUCUACUCCAUGUUGAUGUUCUGGAAGAAUGAUGCUGAAGAGGAAUGCCUGGUUAUUAGAUCCCUCAUUGUUACUGAAGGAUCGAUUUUUGUGUGCAUUGAGGACCUAUAUCGGUUUGGCUGCUUUCCUGAUGAUUCAUAUCCUCCAUAUUUUUCUCUCGACGAGUAUUGUUCUAUAAAAAACAUUAAAGAACUGGUGAUGGAUCAGCGUGACAACAAAUGCUUGACAUUGGUUUUGGACAAACAUAUACAUGAAGGGAGAUCUCAUAGUACCACUAAAAAUUCACAGAACAAGCAAGCAGAUGCAAUUUACAAAAUACAGUCAUGGAAACUAAAGUGGUUUGCCGAAGAAACACUUAUGAAGUUCAUUUCUGUACUUAGGGCCCUUUACUCUACGGCAGGUUCUUCAUCGUUACCUGUAAAGUGGAUAUCCUGACGUGUUGGUCUUGUAAUUAGCAGUGAUUGCAUUGAUUCUUUUGGGGGUUGUAUUUAGGUGUUUUUUUACAGGUGUAUUUAGGUGUUAAUAUGUACAGGUUUUUCGUUAGCUCUCUAGCUGUGCAUUUCCUUUAUUCUUAGUAGUUAUCAUUUUCUUCCUACAUCGUACAGUUGAAGUUGUACAGAACAGAGCUAGGCUUGACUGCUUGAGUGAAUGAGUGCGAAUUCAAUUUUGACAAAUAAGCUGUUUUGAACAA
This is a messenger RNA of Brachypodium distachyon (stiff brome), 3707 nucleotides long. RefSeq lists its product as uncharacterized. Gene Ontology annotation, molecular function: protein binding. Gene Ontology annotation, cellular component: cytoplasm. The record is from RefSeq and is a predicted model, not a curated record. The transcript has 11 exons. Lineage: Eukaryota; Viridiplantae; Streptophyta; Magnoliopsida; Poales; Poaceae. Bases 104 to 3451 code for a protein of 1115 amino acids.